AUGGGGCAACAUGCUCUGCAACAUCGCCACACUGAUCGCCCAGAGUGGCAUUCGUGCUGGGAGGAAUUCUCAUCUUUGCCAGUUUCAAGGCUUCUUGAUUCAAAUGUAAAUCCCAAACGACCCCAUGAAGGCGGUGGGCUGACUUGUCCAAGGUUUCUCCCAGCUGAUGCACUUUGGAACCUGGCAAUGGCUAUCAACGUCUACUUGACCAUCUUUCACAAGUACACUGCCAACAGGCUGAAGAAAUUGGAAUGGGCUUACUUACUCAUGUGCUACGGCAUCACCUUUAUUAUCGCAUUUGUUUGCCUGUUCAUUUCGACCUCGUCACGAGGCAAAAUAUACGGACCCAAUGUUCUUUGGUGCUCUAUCGACAUCAACUGGGUCUUCAUGCGUAUCGCCAUUGUGUAUGGACCUGCCUGGAUCUGCAUCGCCGCCUCCCUUUUCCUCUACGUAAUUUCUGGGGUCGAAAUCUUUAGAAAGCGUGCUCAGCUUAUAGCAUUCAAGGUGCCUCAAUAUAACGAUAAAGAUACCAGGCCGAGCUCUACUGAGAACCUCGUCACCGAUUUCAAGACCACGCAGAUUCAGUAUUUCAGCGAGCCUGCACUACUCCGACCACCAAGCGAAGGCUCUCAUGAUACAAAUACAACGACUGAGAGCACUACCCAAGCAUCAAUGACUAGCCAAAGAGAACCAGCCUAUGGCGUGACAACCAUCAUUUCCACCCCUAAACGAUCACAGUCCGACAAUUCAAUAUUUGUGCUUCCACAAAGCUCCAAAGCAAACCAGCAACGCAAACAAAAACGAGCAGCCAUAGAGUUCAACAGAGCAGCACUCGCCUACACCAAAGUGGCAGUCCUCUUCUUUUGCUCCAUGCUCAUCACAUGGAUUCCUCCCUCUGUCAACAGAUUCAACUCAUUUCUGCAUCCGCACCAGGUCAACAUCCCUUCGAGCUAUGCUACUAGCUUUGUUCUGCCUAUGAUGGGCGCUUGGAACUCUGUAAUCUAUAUCGUCACCUCAUGGAAGGCAGUGCAGGAUCUUUUCGCUGGGAAACUGGGAAGGCCGAAGUGGAGCAAAGUAAAGCCCGCAGCUAUCAAUCUACGGCCUGGUGCGCACAAUAGCAGUCGGAAAGCGAGUGCACACGAGGUGAAACCGGUAAUCUACAUCAGUGAAUUUGAAAGACCUGGGAAGGAGGCCAUGUCUAUCGGUGAAGAGGAGAUUCGCUAG
Bacidia gigantensis is the source of this 1224-nucleotide messenger RNA. RefSeq lists its product as uncharacterized. Gene Ontology annotation, cellular component: plasma membrane. Gene Ontology annotation, biological process: adenylate cyclase-activating G protein-coupled receptor signaling pathway. The coding region runs from base 1 to 1224 and encodes 407 amino acids. Gene Ontology annotation, molecular function: G protein-coupled receptor activity. NCBI's taxonomy places the organism in Eukaryota, Fungi, Ascomycota, Lecanoromycetes, Lecanorales, Ramalinaceae. The transcript has a single exon. The record is from RefSeq and is a predicted model, not a curated record.